Engraulis encrasicolus (European anchovy) is the source of this 1787-nucleotide messenger RNA. RefSeq names its product cell division cycle 123 homolog (S. cerevisiae) (gene cdc123). The transcript has 13 exons. The record is from RefSeq and is a predicted model, not a curated record. NCBI's taxonomy places the organism in Eukaryota, Metazoa, Chordata, Actinopteri, Clupeiformes, Engraulidae. Gene Ontology annotation, cellular component: cytoplasm. The coding region runs from base 23 to 1063 and encodes 346 amino acids.
GCCAUGUUUGUUGUUGUGCAUUAUGAAGAAGGAGCAAGUUGUCAACUGUCAGUUCUCGGUCUGGUAUCCGAUAUUUAAGAAAUUCACAAUAAAAAGUUCAAUCCUUCCACUGCCUCAGAAUGUAAUUGAUUAUUUGCUGGACGAUGGGACACUUGUAGUACCAGAAGGAUCAAUUAGCUCACAGCAAACUCACAACGACAGCAGUAGCGACUCCGAGGCAGAUGACGAUGUUCAGUGGUCUGAUGACGAAUCAACAGAGACUGUGAAAGCGCCAGAGUUUCCAGAAUUCAAUGCCAAAGUGCUAGAGGCUAUAAAUGCACUUGGUGGGCGAGUGUUUCCCAAACUGAACUGGAGUGCACCUCGGGAUGCUAACUGGAUCGCUCUGAACAGCUCCCUAGAGUGCCAGAGCCUCAGCGAUAUCUUCCUCCUGUUCAAGAGCUCAGACUUUGUCACACAUGACCUCACACAACCGUUUAUCCACUGCAGUGAUGCUGAUUCUGCAGACCCAGUGAUAAGCUAUGAGCUGGCGUUGAGGAAAUGGAGUGAGUUAACCCCAGGAGGAGAGUUCCGAUGCUUCGUGAAGGAGCACAAGUUGAUAGCUAUCUCCCAGAGGGAUUACACGCAGCACUACCAUCACAUAUCCAAACAGGAGGCCAGCAUCUCUCACUCUUUACAAGGCUUCUUCCGGGACCACAUUCAGUACAAGUUUCUAGAUGAUGACUAUGUGUUAGACGUCUACAGAGAUAGCUGUGGAAGAGUGUGGCUGAUUGACAUCAAUCCGUUUGGGCCGGUGACUGACUCCCUACUCUUCACCUGGGAGGAGCUGAGCUCAGGCAGCGGUCUAACAGCCAGCCAGGCCCAAGAUGACAUGCCCCAAGAGGAAGGGCCAGCGUUUCGUUACACCACCAGUGAGGUGACGGUUCAGCCCAGCCCUUGCCUGAGCUACCGGAUGCCCAGGGACUUUGUGGACCUUUCCACUGGAGAAGACGCCUACAAACUCAUAGACUUCCUCAAACUGACUAAGAGACACCAGGAAGCAGAGGAAUCAGAAGGAGAAGCAUAGAAGUUUUUACUUGCUUAUUCUCUUGAAGGAACACAGACAGACACACACACACACACACACAAGCACACACAAGCACACAAUCAGAACCUGUAACUUAUGGACGAGGCAAUUCAUUCAAGACCCACUCUGUCACUAUAAUAUUAGUCACAUUUGCAUAUAUGUACCAGUUUCCAGCCUUGCCAAUCCUUCUCAAAGCUCCAUUGUUCUGUGGGAAUAGUUUUUAGUAUUCACAGUUUGAACUUUGAACACACAUUGAAGUUUAGCAGGAACCGGAGCAGGAACAGGGACACUGCAGGAUUUAGGAAGUCAAAACUAAUAAUAUAACUAACUAUCCAUCAAGUUUUCCAGUACAGAAUUGUCUGUCUUUUUCCCCUCUGAGGAAAAACCUUGUGUCUUACUUGUGUGCUGAUACCUUAAGUCCUAGCUAGUUGUGUCCUUAUUAAGACAGGUCAAAUCUUCUUUAAAAAAAAAAAAAAGUUAAUGCGUUCUCAUGAAUAUUAGAAGCAGAUGUCCCCGUGUCCCACCUAAUACGGAUGCAUUUUCGUUUUUGCAUGUUCGCUGUCACUCUGGAUUUUAAGAAGCAGAACGGACCACACUAGUUCUAGUUACCGGUAUCUUAUCUAUCUCGAUAAGGAGGUUAGGAGGGAGAUGUCCGCUUUCUCCACACUUAACUUUGUGCAUCGCCAUCCUCGUAAUGAAAUAAAUAUUUGUGUAAAUACUUCAA